This is a messenger RNA of Mytilinidion resinicola, 1007 nucleotides long. RefSeq lists its product as uncharacterized. The record is from RefSeq and is a predicted model, not a curated record. Bases 261 to 923 code for a protein of 220 amino acids. NCBI's taxonomy places the organism in Eukaryota, Fungi, Ascomycota, Dothideomycetes, Mytilinidiales, Mytilinidiaceae. The transcript has a single exon.
CUUUAUUUGUGGCUGAAGGCAUUUCCAUCGGCCUUCUUCUCUCUCUUUAACAUCUACCUGCUCAAACAGGCUUCGAAAGACAAACCCUUGAACGCGUCAACCGCGUUUUCCAUUUCAAUGCAAGCGCUUCCUGUCCAGCUCCGCCCCCCGAUAGACUAUACGCCGAGUCGCCAGUCCUCACCCGCACAGGUGUUCUUACGGUUUUUGCGAUUCGCGUUGGUAAGGUCGCGGAGACCGCCUUUCCGCUUCUAGUCACAAACAUGUCAGCCCUCAAGGCUGAUAAGUUGCCCUUGCCGAUCAAUCCGGCCAACAGCCCCUUGUCAACCAAACCCUACGUCGCAGGCGGAACGCAUUACGACGCCACCUGGCGUGCCUUGUGCGGUGACACUUUCUUCACGUCCACCGAUGGCGGAGAAGAAAAUUCGAGAACAGGCCUCGACAAUAAAAACAUGUUCCGUCGUGCCACGGAAGACGAUUUAUCUAGCAUCCAGGCCUGGCGGAAGUGGAUAGCAGGACAGGCGGGCCACGGGAUGCGGCAGCCUCCUGCUCUCAAAGACUUCCCGUCAGCAGAAGAGCACGCUCGUGUGAUGGCAGCCGAUAAUGCUGUUCGGUCUGCAGUACUGUCACGCAGCUUUUUCCAAACGGACACGGGCUAUCUGGGUCUGGGAACUGGUGCUACUCCAAGCCAUGAGCUAUUUAUCUUGCUGGGGUCUCGAACACCGCAUUUGCUGAGGUCAUUGGGAGAGAUGACGGUCGAAGGGAAAGGUAUGAAGAAGGUAUACAUGCUUGCGGGCGAAGCCUAUGUACCGGGGAUCAUGGAUGGCGAAAUAAUCAAGAGGGUGGUGGGAAACGAGGGGGUGGGAAUGGAUGCUGAUGGGCUGAGGAAAGCUGGGCUUGAUGUUCAGGAGCUAUUGGUGAUAUGAUAUGUAGGGGAUCGGUCUGGCUGUAAGGCAGGUCCUUACGGCUCUCGAGUGCUUCAAUGUUCUUUCCAAUUUCGCUCAAUUUCA